AUGACAACUGCUACCGCAGAUAUCCAUCCCGAGCCCACGCAGCCAACGCAGAAACUUUCUGUGCUUGAAGGCCCUGUCGACCCUCCUCUCGUCGACCUGACACUUGGCGAGCUCCUCGAACUGCAAACCUAUCAGCAUGGCAACCAGGAAUGUCUGGUCAUCCCAUGGACGGGCGCUCGUUGGACGUAUAAUGAGCUCAACCAGCAAAGCUCUUCCUUGUCGCAGGCUUUGCUAGACAUGGGCAUUGGAGUUGGCGACCGAGUCGCAAUCAUGGCUGGCAACUGCGAGCAAUACGCAGCUGUCUUCUUUGCCGUGGCCAAGAUCGGCGCAAUCCUCGUCAUUCUCAACAACACCUACACUCCGACCGAAGCCAUGUACGGCCUCAAGUUCUCCGACAGCAAGAUUCUCUUCACAACACCACGCAUCGGUCGCCUCGAUCAGACACAGCUGCUACAGCAGCUCGAAAAUAAGAAAACGUCCCCCAAGGUCGUAAUGCUGAGAGGGGAUGAGUCGGGCAAGUACCAGACCUACGACGAGCUCGUAAGUGCUGGUCGCCGACAAAAUCACCAAAGGCUCUAUCGCGCCAUGAGCAAGGUGCUGCCCCAUCAAGUGGUCAACCUUCAGUUCACAAGCGGAACAACGGGACUGCCCAAAGCUGCCAUGCUCACUCACCAUAACUUGGUGAACAAUUCGCGCUUCAUCGGCGACCGUAUGCGACUGAGCUCGGUCGAUGUCCUGUGCUGCCCUCCUCCCCUCUUCCAUUGCUUUGGCCUGGUGCUCGGUCUCCUCGCCAUUGUCACACACGGUGGCAAGAUUGUCUAUCCUGCUGAGGUCUUCGAUAUUCAAGCGACUCUCCAGGCGAUCUCUGACGAGAAAUGCACCGCUGUUCAUGGUGUCCCUGCCAUGUUCGACUCGUUGUUCCAGGCCAAGUGGCCAGAGAACUUCAAUUGCGAUAACCUGCGCACUGGCAUCAUCGCUGGUGCUCCCGUGCCGCGUUACCUCAUGGAACUUCUUGUCAACCGUUUUGGCAUGACCGAGUUCACCAGCAGCUAUGGCCUGACCGAGGCUUCUCCAACUUGCUUCAAUGCAUUCACUGAUGAUUCCAUUGACAAGCGGCUGACCACUGUCGGAACGUUGAUGCCUCAUGCCAAGGCCAAGAUUGUUGACCGUGACGGCAACAUUGUGCCCCUCGGCAGCCGAGGUGAAUUGUGCAUUGGCGGUUACCAGCUUCAGGCUGGGUACUGGAACAACUCGGAGAAGACCAAUGAGACUAUGAUGCGGGAUGCUUCAGGCGUGUUGUGGCUGCACACUGGUGACGAGGCAGUGUUUGAUGAGGCUGGAUAUUGUUCCAUCACCGGCCGUUUCAAGGACAUUAUCAUUCGAGGUGGAGAGAACAUCUACCCGCUCGAGAUUGAGGAGCGCCUCAUGGCCCAUCCCAAUAUCUCUCGAGCCAUCGUGGUUGGUCUCAAGAACAAGCACUAUGGCGAGGUUGUGGGUGCUUUCGUCGAACUGGCUGAGGGUCACCAAAAGCCCACGUUCGAGGAGCUCCGUGACUGGUGCCGCAAGAGACUUGGUGGCCACAAGUCGCCGGCCCACGUCUUUUGGCUGGGCCAUGACGACGUGCCAGCGACGGUGCCUUUGACUGGCAGCGGCAAGGUGCGCAAGUUCGAGAUGGCCAAGCUCGGUGACGAGCUUCUUCGAAAGCAAGCGAAUACCUCCAAGUUGUAG
Molecule: messenger RNA, 1728 nt
Organism: Fusarium keratoplasticum
Lineage: Eukaryota; Fungi; Ascomycota; Sordariomycetes; Hypocreales; Nectriaceae
Exons: 3
Coding region: 1-1728 (575 amino acids)
Biological process (GO): fatty acid metabolic process
Molecular function (GO): medium-chain fatty acid-CoA ligase activity
Source: RefSeq, a predicted model, not a curated record